Messenger RNA from Triticum aestivum (bread wheat), 1239 nucleotides. Its product is annotated as putative serpin-Z8. Gene Ontology annotation, molecular function: serine-type endopeptidase inhibitor activity. The record is from RefSeq and is a predicted model, not a curated record. Lineage: Eukaryota; Viridiplantae; Streptophyta; Magnoliopsida; Poales; Poaceae. The coding region runs from base 1 to 1239 and encodes 412 amino acids. The transcript has 5 exons.
AUGGCGAUGAGGUUGCCUCUCCCCGUCUCCCUGUGUCCGCUCGCGACUAGUGGCCAUGGCCACUCGAGCAUGCACGCCAGAGCUCUGCUCCGGCCGCCAUUGCUGAUGUUGCCAUGGAGGCGCAGCAGUCCGCCGGCAUGGCCGACCUUGCCGCUCGCCUCACCAGGCGCAGCAGUCCGCGUCCUGGGCGCGCGGUCCCGCAGCGAGCUAGAGGACUCCGUGGCGCACCUCCUGGACGGACCCCUCAGGGACAGGUCGUCGGAGCCUGACGGCGGCGGGCCGAGCGUGGCGUUCGCGUGCGGCGUGUGGAGCGACCUCACGCUGCCGCUGAAGGCGGCCUUCCGCGACGCCGUCGUCGGCAGGUACAAUGCCGAGGCCAGGUCCGUCGACUUCCGCAACGACCCAGAGCAAGCGGUGCAGCAGAUCGACGCGUGGGCCGCAGCGGCCACGGGGAACCUCAUCCAGUCCGCCGUCCCUCCGGGAGCCUCCAUGUGCAUCUUCCUCCCGGACGCGCGCGACGGCCUGGCGAGCCUGCUGGACAAGAUCACGUCGGCGUCCCCGGCAGGAUUCCUGCGCGAGCACCUGCCGAAGAGGACGGUCUCGGUCGGCGAGUUCUGGGUGCCCAAGUUUGAGCUCUCCUUCCAGAGCAACCUCACCGGCGUCUUCAACGACCUGGGGCUCCGGCUGCCCUUCACCCAGGAUGCGGACCUCUCCGAGAUGCUGCAAGAGCAGGACGGACGUCUUCCAGAAGGCCGUCAUCCAGUGGAGGAGGCGUCGCACGCCGUGCUCUUCGCGGGGCACGUCGUCGACCCCGGCAACGGCGCCGCGGCGGCGAUCCCGUCCCCCGCCCCGUUCCAGGAGCGCGCCACCACCAAAAGAGAACCUGAAAACGAGGCGAUGAACGAGCAUACGGGUUAUGCUCCCGUGUAUUAUGUUCCCAAACCCGUGUCGCCGGUAUGCGAUCCAGUAUCGCCGGUAUACAGCCCAACGUCGCCGGUAUACCACCCAUAUUGGCCGGCAUACAGUCCAUGUUCGCCGGUGUACAGUCCAGUACCGCCGGAAUUUCAACCGGUACUUACUCCAGAAUCGCCGACAUACAGAUACAGCCCUGUAGCUUACAGUCCGCAAUCGCCGGCGUACAAGCAUCACCGCCAGAGUGCAAGAACCUCUCCCCAUGCAGUCCAGAGGAAGCCGCGACGGGGGAAGAGGAAGUGCCCUCGGAGAAAACAGAGCAAGUAG